GGUUGUCACAGAGAACAAAGGAGAGGAUAACGGCGUAUGGUCUGAACACGUUGCAACCUAACAGCCUCCAUACCCUCCUCUCUGUGUGCAUGUGGAGCAGAGAUCCAGGCAAAGCUACCUAAUGCUCUGUGCAGUGUGAUAGCCCAAUUUCAAGCAUGAAUCAGAGGAACCCUUAGCCACUCCAGGCUGGGGAAGCCUAGGCUCUUUCCUCGCUCGUGAGAGUAUCUCUCCCCUCUGCCGGCAAAGUACCAUACAGUUGGAGCUCUGUGUGAGUGCGUGUUCAGGGGCGCACACAGAAGGGAGCAUCGCCCGGGUGAUCUGGAGCUUUGCGCGGACUAGGCUCCUGCUCCUGCCGCUGACGGAGCCAGCAGCUGGGUCUACUGGAGUUCGCGGGGCACCACUGAUUUUUGUAUUUUUUUUGUUCGUUACAUUUUAUGUUGUCAAAAGCCAUGAUGUUGCGCUAUACUGCAAACCUGCUGGUGGCUGGAUUGUUCUUCUUGGGAUUUUUGCACAGUUUUGAGGUGAUUCUUCCUGCCAGAGCUAUUGACGCCCCGAAGACGUGCAGCCCGAAGCAGUUUGUGUGUAAGGAUCAGGUGACCUGCAUCUCCAAGGGCUGGAGAUGCGAUGGCGAGAAGGACUGUCCCGAUGGCUCGGACGAGGGCUCGGACGUCUGUCCUCACAUCCGGGUGUCCAAGUGUCCCCCCAAUGAGUAUCAGUGCCAGGGGACGGAGGUGUGUAUUCACAUGAGCAAACUGUGUAACGGCGUCCCAGACUGCACUGAUGGAGGAGACGAGGGACCACACUGCAGAGAGCAAAACUGCACUGCGUGUCCAGACAGCUGUGCGAUGACAAGAACUGGGGCUGUGUGCUACUGCAAGGCUGGAUAUGAGAUCAGUGAAGAUGGAAAGACAUGCAAAGACUUUGAUGAGUGCACCCUGUACGGCACGUGCAGUCAGGCGUGCGCCAACACAGACGGCUCCUACACCUGCUCCUGCGUGGAGGGAUACCUGCCGCAGCCCGACAACCGCUCCUGCAAGGCCAAGAACGUCCCAGUCGAGCGGCCGGCCGUCCUGCUCAUCGCCAACUCGCAGAACAUCCAGGCCACGUCGCUGACGGGCACCAACGCCCACAGCCUGCCCUUCACCGGCACCAAGCAGACCACCGCCAUGGACUUCCUGUACUCGCUGGAGUCGGUCUGCUGGAUCCACGUGGGCGACGCCCCCGCCGGCACCCAGCUCAAGUGCGCCCGCAUCCCCAACCUGAAGAACGUGGUCGAGGAGAGGGCCAUCAACAUCUCCCUCAGCCUGCACAAUGUGGAGCAGAUGGCCAUUGACUGGCUGACAGGAAACUUCUACUUUGUGGACGAUGUGGAUGACCGGGUGUUUGUGUGUGACAAAGACGGGGCCACCUGCGUCACCCUGCUGGACCAGGAGCUGUACAACCCCAAAGGCAUCGCACUGGACCCCAGCAUGGGGAAGGUCUUUUUCACGGACUAUGGUCAGAUCCCCAAAGUGGAGCGCUGUGACAUGGAUGGCCAGAACCGCACCAAGCUGGUGGACAGCAAGAUCGUCUUCCCCCACGGCAUCACGCUGGACUUGGUCAGUCGACUGGUCUACUGGGCGGACGCCUACCUGGACUACAUCGAGGUGGUGGACUACGAGGGCAAGAACCGCCAAACCAUCAUCCAGGGCCUGUUGAUUGAACACCUGUAUGGCCUAACGGUGUUUGAGAACUACCUGUACGCCACCAACUCGGACAACGCCAACAUGCAGCCCAAGACCAGCGUCAUUCGCAUCAACCGCUUCAACAGCUCCGACUACCAGGUGGUGACGCGGGUGGACAAGGGAGGCGCCCUGCACGUCUACCACCAGAGGAGGCAGCCCCCAGUGCGGAGUCACGCGUGCGAGCUGGACCCGAACGGGAAGGCGGGCGGCUGCUCGGACAUCUGCCUGCUGGGGAACAGCCACAAGACGCGCACCUGCCGCUGCCGCUCCGGCUUCAGUCUGGGCAGCGACGGCAAAUCCUGCAAGAAGCCAGAGCACGAGCUCUUCCUGGUCUACGGAAAGGGUCGCCCGGGGGUCAUCCGCGGGAUGGACAUGAAUGCCAAGGUGCCGGACGAGUACAUGAUCCCCAUCGAGAACCUGAUGAACCCGCGGGCCCUGGACUUCCACGCCGCCAGCGAGUUCAUCUACUUCGCCGACGCCACCAGCUACAUCAUCGGCCGGCAGAAGAUCGACGGCACGGAGAGGGACACCAUCGUCAAGGAAGGGAUCCACACGGUGGAGGGCAUCGCGGUGGACUGGAUGGCCGAUAACCUGUACUGGACUGACGACGGGCCCAAGAAGACCAUCAGCGUGGCUCGGCUGGAGAAGGCCUCCCAGACCCGGAAGACGCUCAUCGAGGGGAAGAUGACGCACCCACGAGCCAUCGUGGUGGACCCCCUGCACGGGUGGAUGUACUGGACUGACUGGGAGGAGGACCCGAAGGCGAGCAAGCGUGGCAAGAUCGAGAAGGCCUGGAUGGACGGCACGAACCGCGACGUCCUGCUGUCCUCCAAGACGGUGCUGUGGCCCAACGGCCUCAGCCUGGACGUGCCCAACGGCAUCCUGUACUGGGUGGACGCCUACUAUGACCGCAUCGAGAUGGUCCUCCUCAACACCACCGAGCGCAAGACUGUGUACGAGGGGCAGGAGAUGAACCACGCUUUUGGCCUGUGCCACUACAACAACUUCUUGUUCUGGAACGAGUACCGCAAUGGCCUCAUCUACAAGCUGGACCAGACCACCAAGACAGUGACCCUACUCCGCAACGAGAGGCCGCCCAUUUUUGAGAUCCGCAUGUACGACGCCCAGCAGCAGCAAGGCUCUAACAUGUGUCGCGUGCACAACGGCGGCUGCAGUAGCCUGUGUCUGGCCACUCCAGAGGGACGCACCUGCGCCUGUGCUGAGGACCAGCUCCUGGACGCUGCAGACAACACCAGCUGCAAGGCCAACCCGUCCUACAUCCCACCACCACAGUGUCAGAAAGGGGAGUUUGCCUGCAAGAACAACCGCUGCAUCCAGGAACGCUGGAAAUGCGAUGGUGAUAACGACUGUCUGGACAACAGCGAUGAGGCCCCUGAACUCUGCCAUCAGCACACCUGCCCUGCUGAUCGCUUCAAGUGCCAGAACAACCGCUGCAUCCCGCUGCGCUGGCUCUGUGACGGAGACAACGACUGCGGCAACGACGAGGAUGAGUCAAACUCCACCUGCUCAGCUCGAACAUGCCCGCCCAACCAGUACUCCUGCGCCAGCGGCCGCUGCAUCCCGCUCUCCUGGACGUGCGACCUGGACGACGACUGUGGGGACCGCUCCGACGAGCCCGCCUCGUGUGCCUACCCUACCUGCUUCCCUCUCACUCAGUUCACCUGUGACAACGGCCGCUGCAUCAACAUCAACUGGCGCUGUGACAAUGAUAACGACUGCGGGGACAACAGUGACGAGGCCGGCUGCAGCCACUCCUGCUCCAGCUCGCAGUUCAAGUGCAACAGCGGACGCUGCAUCCCCGACUACUGGACCUGCGACGGGGACAACGACUGCGGCGACUACAGCGACGAGACCCACGCCAACUGCACCAAUCAGGCCACUCGUCCGCCCGGCGGCUGUCACACGGAUGAGUACCAGUGUCGUAUGGACGGCCUGUGUAUCCCCAUGCGCUGGCGCUGCGACGGCGACACCGACUGCAUGGACCUGAGCGACGAGAAGAACUGCGAUGGCGUCACGCACAUGUGCGACCCCGCCGUCAAGUUUGGCUGCAGGGACUCCGCGCGUUGCAUCAGUAAGGCCUGGGUGUGCGACGGGGACAGCGACUGCGAGGACAACUCGGACGAGGACAACUGCGAGUCGCUCAUGUGCAAGAUGUCACACCGCGUGUGCGCCAACGACUCCAGCAUCUGCCUGCCCAACGAGCGGCUGUGCGACGGGAACGUGGACUGCCCCGACGGCUCCGACGAGAAGCUCUGCGACCUGUGCCAGCUCUUCAAUGGCGGCUGCAGCCACAACUGCACGGUGGCUCCCGGCGAGGGCAUCCUGUGCUCGUGCCCGCUGGGCAUGGAGCUGGGCAACGACAACAAGACGUGCCAGAUGCAGGGCUUCUGCGCCAAGCACCUCAAGUGCAGCCAGCGCUGCUCGCAGGACAAGUUCAGCGUCAAGUGCUCCUGCUACGAGGGCUGGGUCCUGGAACCGGACAAGGAGAGCUGCAAGAGUACCGAUCCUUUCAAGCCCUUCAUCAUCUUCUCCAACCGCCACGAGAUCCGGCGCAUCGACCUGCACAAGGGCGAGUUCAGCGUGCUGGUGCCGGGCCUGCGGAACACCAUCGCCCUGGACUUCCACCUGAAGGAGAACACCCUCUACUGGACCGACGUGGUGGAGGACAAGAUCUACCGCGGCAAGCUGUCCGACAACGGAGCCCUGACCAGUUUUGAUGUGGUCAUCCAGUACGGUCUGGCCACUCCCGAGGGCCUUGCGGUGGACUGGAUCGCGGGGAACAUCUACUGGGUGGAGAGCAACCUGGACCAGAUCGAGGUGGCCAAGCUCAACGGCAGCAUGAGGACCACCCUGCUGGCCGGAGAGGUGGAGCACCCCAGGGCCAUCGCCCUCGACCCCCGCGAAGGUAUCCUCUUCUGGACGGACUGGGACGCUAGUAUGCCACGGAUUGAGGCAGCAUCCAUGAGUGGUGAGGGCCGGCGCUUGGUCCACAAGGAGACAGGAAACGGUGGUUGGCCCAACGGCCUCACCGUCGACUACCUGGAGCGCCGCAUCCUGUGGAUCGAUGCCAGGUCCGAUGCCAUUUACUCGGCCAAGUACGACGGUUCGGGGCUGAUCGAGGUGCUGCGGGGCCACGAGUACCUGUCGCACCCGUUCGCCGUCACCAUGUACGGGGGAGAGGUCUACUGGACCGACUGGCGCACCAACACGCUGGCCAAGGCCAACAAGUGGACGGGCAACAACGUGACGGUGGUGCAGAGGACCAACACGCAGCCCUUCGACCUGCAGGUGUACCACCCGUCCAGACAGCCCCAGGCCCCUAACCCAUGUGCUGGUAAUGACGGACUGGGACCGUGCUCCCACCUCUGCCUGAUCAACUACAACCAGACUUUCGCCUGCGCCUGUCCCCACCUGAUGCGCCUGGGACCAGACAGACACACCUGCUUCGAGUCUCGCCAGUUCCUGCUGUACGCGCGGCAGAUCGAGAUCCGCGGCGUGGACAUCUACAACCCCUACUACAACUACAUCAUCUCCUUCACCGUGCCGGACAUCGACAACGUCACCGUGGUGGACUACGACGCCCUGGAGCAGCGCAUCUACUGGUCGGACGUCCGCACGCAGACCAUCAAGCGCGCCUUCAUCAACGGCACCGGCGUGGAGACCGUGGUGUCGGCCGACCUGCCCAAUGCCCACGGCCUGGCGGUGGACUGGGUCUCUCGGAACCUUUUCUGGACCAGCUACGACGCCAACAAGAAGCAGAUCAACGUGGCCCGUCUGGACGGCUCGUUCAAGAACGCGGUGAUCCAGGGCCUGGACAAGCCUCACUGCCUGGUGCUGCACCCCAUUCUAGGAAAGCUCUACUGGACGGACGGAGACAACAUCAGCAUGGCAAACACAGACGGUAGCAACCGCAGUGUCCUCUUCACCAAUCAGAAAGCCCCAGUGGGUCUAUCUAUUGACUUUCAUGCGGAGCACCUGUACUGGGUGAGCACGGGCAACAACACCAUCAACCGCUGCAAGCUGGACGGCUCCGACUUCGAGGUGCUGGAGGGCAUGAAGGGCAAACUUAGCAAGGCCUCCGCCCUCGCCAUCAUGGGUGAUAAGCUGUGGUGGGCAGAUCAAGGCACUGAACAGAUAGGCACGUGUGACAAGAGUGACGGAGGAAACUGGAAGGUCCUCCGCAACAACACCUCCCCAAUGAUGCACAUGAAGAUCUACAAUGAGACCAUACAGACAGGUUCAAACAUGUGCAGUAACAACAAUGGUGACUGCUCCCAGCUAUGCCUCCCCACCUCCCCCACCACCAGAGCCUGCAUGUGCACUGCCGGCUACAGCCUCAAGAGCGGCCAGCAGUCAUGUGAAGGCGUGGGCUCCUUCCUGCUGUACUCGGUGCACGAGGGCAUCCGUGGCAUCCCGCUGGACCCCGCGGACAAGUCCGACGCUCUCGUGCCCGUGUCGGGGACCUCGCUCGCCGUCGGCAUCGACUUCCACGCCGAGAACGACACCAUCUACUGGGUGGACAUGGGCCUGAGCACCAUCAGCAGGGCCAAGAGGGACCAGACGUGGAGGGAGGACGUGGUCACCAACGGCAUCGGCCGCGUGGAGGGCAUCGCUGUGGACUGGAUAGCAGGCAACAUCUACUGGACGGACCAGGGCUUUGAUGUGAUCGAGGUGGCCCGCCUCAACGGCUCCUUCCGCUAUGUGGUCAUCUCCCAGGGGCUGGACAAGCCCCGGGCCAUCACCGUCCACCCAGAGAAAGGGUACCUUUUCUGGACUGAAUGGGGUCAGUACCCGCGUAUUGAGAGGUCUCGUCUGGACGGCACACAGAGGGCAGUUCUGGUCAAUGUCAGCAUCAGCUGGCCGAACGGCAUCUCCAUCGACUACCAGGACGGUCUGCUGUACUGGUGUGACGCUCGCACGGACAAAAUCGAGCGCAUCAACCUGGAGACCGGAGAGAACCGGGAGGUGGUGCUCAACAGCAACAACAUGGACAUGUUCUCCGUGUCUGUGUUUGAGAGCUACAUCUACUGGAGCGACAGGACCCAUGCCAACGGCUCCAUUAAGAGAGGAAACAAAGACAACGCCACGGAGUCCAUCUCCCUGAGGACUGGCAUCGGUGUGCAGCUCAAAGACAUCAAGGUCUUCAACCGCGCCAGGCAGCAGGGAACCAACGUGUGCAAAGACAACAACGGCGGGUGCCAGCAGCUCUGCCUUUUCCGCGGCAACGGGCAGCGCACCUGUGCCUGCGCCCACGGCAUGCUGGCGGAGGACGGCAGCAGCUGCCGCGACUACGACGGCUACCUGCUCUACUCGGAGCGGACCAUCCUGAAGAGCGUGCACCUGUCGGACGAGAACAACCUCAACGCGCCCAUCAAGCCGUUCGAGGACCCCGACCACAUGAAGAACGUCAUCGCGCUGACCUUCGACUACCGGGGCGGCGGCGGCAAGGGCGCCAACCGCGUCUUCUUCAGCGACAUCCACUUCGGCAACAUCCAGCAGAUCAACGACGACGGCUCCGACCGCAAGACCGUGGUGGACAACGUGGGGUCAGUGGAGGGCUUGGCGUAUCACCGCGCGUGGGACACGCUGUACUGGACCAGCUACACCACCUCCACCAUCACCCGCCACACCGUGGACCAGAACCGCAACGGGGCCUUCGACCGCGAGGUGGUGGUCACCAUGUCCGGAGACGACCACCCCAGAGCCUUCGCCCUCGACGAGUGCCAGAAUCUGAUGUUCUGGACGAACUGGAACGAGCAGUCGCCCUGCAUCAUGCGUUCCACGCUGUCUGGCGCCAAUAUCCUGGUGAUCAUCGCCCACGACAUCCGCACGCCCAACGGCCUGGCCAUCGACCACCGCGCCGAGAAGCUCUACUUCAGCGACGCCACGCUCGACAAGAUCGAGCGCUGCGAAUACGACGGCAGUCAUCGCUACGUGGUUCUGAAGAAUGAGCCAGUGCACCCGUUCGGGCUGGCCGUGUACGGAGACUACAUCUUCUGGACCGACUGGGUCCGGCGCUCGGUCCUCAGGGCUGACAAGUAUGUGGGCGGCGACAUGAAGGUCCUGCGUGCCGACAUCCCCCAGCAGCCAAUGGGAAUCGUCGCUGUGGCCAACGACACCAAUAGCUGUGAAUUCUCUCCGUGCCGUGUGAACAAUGGCGGCUGUCAGGACCUCUGCAUGCUGUCCUCUGAGGGACGGGUCAACUGCAGUUGCCGUGGAGACCGAAAGCUUCUGGAGGACAACACCUGUAUCUCCUUGAAUGGAACCUGUGGGGGCAUCGAUGACUUUGAGUGCGGGAAUGGAGACUGCAUCAACUACAAACUCACCUGCGAUGGCACAGCCCACUGCAAGGACAAGUCUGAUGAGAAGCAGUCGUAUUGCACUAACCGUGCGUGUAAGAAGGGCUUCAGGAAGUGUGUGAACGGCCGCUGUAUCCAACACUCCUCUUGGUGCAACAGCCAGGACGACUGCGGAGACAAUUCAGACGAACUGUUUUGCAAUGCCACCCUGUGCUCGGCCGAUCAGUUCCAGUGUAGAGACGGCAGCUGCAUCACCAACACGAGCCGCUGUAACCAGCGAGUGGACUGUGAGGACGCGUCUGACGAGAUGAACUGCACUGCCACCGACUGCAGCAGCUACUUCCGGCUGGGGGUGAAGGGCGUGACCUUCCAGCACUGUGAGUACACCUCGCUCUGCUACGCCCCCUCCUGGCGCUGCGACGGAGCCAACGACUGCGGCGACUUCUCCGACGAGAGGAACUGCCCAGAGAAGAAGAAGGAGAAGUGUCCGUCCAACUUCUUCGCCUGUCCGAGCGGCCGCUGUAUCCCUAUGAGCUGGACCUGCGACAAGGAGAACGACUGUGAGAAUGGCGCCGACGAGGCCAACUGCUACAAGUCCUGCACAGACUCUCGCUUCGAGUGUGCCAACCAUCGCUGCAUCUCCACCAGCUGGGUGUGUGAUGGAGCAGACGACUGCGGUGACGGGUCUGACGAGGGCAACGUCUGCAAGAACACCACGUGCAGCCCAGAGUCGUUCAAGUGCCCCGGCUCCAACAAGUGCAUCUCCCACCGCUGGCUGUGUGACGGGGACAGAGACUGCCCUGAUGGGGGCGACGAGAGCGUGCUGGCUGGAUGUGUGUUCAACAACACAUGUGAAGCCACGGAGUUCAUGUGCCAAAACAGGCAGUGUAUCCCCCGACACUUCAUGUGUGACCAUGACAACGAUUGUGAUGACGGAUCAGACGAGUCUCCAGAGUGUGAGUACCCUACCUGCAAGCCCAACGAGUUCCGCUGUGCCAAUGGCCGCUGCCUCAUCCAGGCAGGGUGGGAGUGCGACGGCGAGUUCGACUGCCAUGACCACUCGGACGAAGCGCCCAAAAACCCCCGCUGCAACGGCCCAGAGAAGAAGUGCAACGACACGGCCUACAUGUGCACCAACCGCAACUGCAUCAACGAGACGCUGCUGUGCAACCACAACGACGACUGCGGCGACGGCUCCGACGAGCUCAACUGCUUCGUCAACGAGUGCAUCAACAGCAAGCUGAGCGGCUGCAGCCAACUCUGCGAAGACCUGAAGAUUGGCUUCAAGUGCAGGUGUCACCCUGGCUUCCGGCUGAAGGACGAUGGGAAGACGUGUGUGGACAUCGACGAGUGCACGACCAGCUACCCCUGCACCCAGCACUGCAUCAACACCCACGGCAGCUUCCACUGUGUGUGCACGGAGGGCUUCGAGCUCAGGCCUGACGACCUCACCAUCUGCAAGUCCACCUCAGACAUAGAGCCUUACCUCAUCUUUGCCAACCGAUACUACCUGAGGAAGCUCAACCUGGAUGGAACCAACUACACACUGAUUAGACAGGGCUUGAACAACGCAGUGGCUCUGGACUUUGACUACAGGCAGCAGAUGAUCUACUGGACAGACGUGACCACGCAGGGCAGUAUGAUCAGACGCAUGCACCUCAACGGCAGCGACGUGCAGGUCCUUCACCGUACGUCUCUUAGCAACCCUGACGGGCUGGCUGUUGAUUGGGUGGGAGGAAACCUCUACUGGUGUGACAAGGGGCGGGACACCAUCGAGGUGUCCAAGCUGAACGGAGCGUACCGCACGAUCCUGGUCAACACGGGUCUGAGAGAGCCGCGCGCUGUGGCUGUGGACGUGCGCAACGGGUACUUGUACUGGUCCGACUGGGGUGAUAACCCCCACAUCGGGCGGAUUGGCAUGGACGGCAGCAACCGCAGCGUGAUCGUUCAGGACCGCAUCACCUGGCCCAACGGGCUCACGCUCGACUUCAUCAACGACCGCAUCUACUGGGCCGACGCCCGCGAGGACUACAUCGAGUUCGCCAGCCUGGACGGCACCAACAGGCACACAGUUCUUGGGCAGGACAUCCCCCACAUCUUUGCCAUGACCCUGUUUGAGGAGUACAUCUACUGGACCGACUGGGAGACCAAGUCCAUCAACCGCGCGCAUAAGACCCAGGGCACCAACAAGACCAUGCUGAUCAGCACCCUCCACCGGCCCAUGGACAUCCACAUCUACCAUCCCUACAGGCAACCGGAUGUGAGGAACCACCCGUGCCAGGAGGACAAUGGCGGCUGCAGUAACCUGUGUCUGCUGUCUCCUGGCGGUGGCCACAAGUGCGCCUGCCCCACCAACUUCUACCUGGCCGCCGACGGACGCCGCUGCAUGUCCAACUGCACCGCCAGCCAGUUUGUGUGCAAGAAUGAUAAGUGCAUCCCAUUCUGGUGGCGUUGUGAUACAGAGGAUGACUGCGGCGACAACUCAGACGAGCCAACCGACUGUCCUCAGUUCAAGUGUCGGCCAGGCCAGUUCCAGUGUGGCACGGGCAUCUGCACCAACCCGGCUUACAUCUGUGACGGAGACAACGACUGCCAGGACAACUCAGACGAGGCCAACUGCGAUAUUCACGUGUGUCUGCCCAGCCAGUUCAAGUGCACACACCCAAGCCGCUGCAUCCCCGGAAUCUUCCGCUGCAAUGGACAGAACAACUGUGGACAAGGAGAAGACGAGAAGGAUUGUCCGGAGGUCACCUGCGCUCCUAACCAGUUCCAGUGCACCAUCUCUAAGCGCUGUAUCCCACGCGUGUGGGUGUGCGACCGCGACACAGACUGCGUGGAUGGCUCUGACGAACCUGCCAACUGCACUCAGAUGACGUGUGGUGUGGAUGAAUUCCGCUGUAAGGAGUCAGGUCGCUGCAUCCCAGCACGCUGGAAAUGCGACGGAGAGGACGACUGUGGAGACGCAUCAGACGAACCCAAAGAGGAGUGUGAUGAGAGGACGUGUGAGCCAUAUCAGUUCCGCUGUAAGAACAACCGCUGUGUACCUGGGCGCUGGCAGUGUGACUAUGACAACGACUGCGGAGACAACUCUGAUGAGGACAACUGUGUUCCUCGUAAGUGCUCUGAGAGUGAGUUUUCCUGCACCAACGGUCGCUGCAUCGCUGGCCGCUGGAAGUGUGAUGGCGACCAUGACUGUGCUGACGGAUCAGAUGAGGAUGGCUGUGAAGUGAAGUGUGAUAGCGACCAGUUCAAGUGUAAGAACAGCCACUGCAUCCCCAUCCGCUGGAGGUGUGAUGCCGACCCAGACUGCAUGGAUGGCAGCGACGAGGAAAGCUGUGACAGUGGAGUGGGUCGACACUGCCCCCUGGAUGAGUUCCAGUGCAAUAACACCCUGUGUAAGCCUCUGGGCUGGCACUGUGACGGAGAGGACGACUGUGGAGACAACUCAGACGAGAACCCAGACGAGUGCAAGAGGUUCCAGUGUCCUCCAACCAGACAGUUCCGUUGUCAUAACAACCGUGUGUGCCUGCCCGUUGCCAAGCAGUGCGACGGCGUGGACAACUGCGGCGACAACAGCGACGAGGUCAACUGCUAUCCUCCGCCUCCACCGGUGUGUGAGAAGGAUGAGUUCAGGUGCAGUAAUGGCCGCUGCCUCAGUCCGACCCUUGUGUGCAACUCCUUCAACGACUGCGAGGACUACGGCUCAGACGAGACCAGCUGCGACAAGAAAGAUGUGUCCUCUAAGUGUGGUCAUGAGUGCAGUGGCAGUGAUGAGACUCACUGUGUGGUCAACGGCACACAGUCCUUCUGCGCUUGCAAACCAGGCUUCCGCAGGGUUGGACACUACUCCUGCGAAGAUAAAAACGAGUGCAGUCAGUUUGGCAUCUGCUCCCACAUGUGCAACAACACCAAGGGCUCCUUCAAGUGCAGUUGCCACAAGCACUUCAUGCGCGUCAAUGACACCUGCAAAGCUGACACCAUCUCGAGCGUGGGCAAAGCCCUCUACAUCGCCGACGACAACGAGAUCCGCAGCCUGAACCUGGGCUCGCCGUGGCUGGUGUACGCGCAGACGUUCCAGGGCGACGCGUCGGUGCGCAUCGACGCCAUGGACCUGCACGUCAAGAACAACCACAUCUACUGGACCAACUGGCACACGGGCCGCAUCUCCUCCUACGAGCUGCCCCCGCAGCCCAGCACCACCGUCGCCGCACGCACCAAGCGCCAGGCCGAGCCCCGGCUCACACACCUGGAGAUCACUGGGCUCAAGACGCCCAGAGGCAUCGCCGUGGACUGGGUGGCCGGCAACAUCUACUGGACCGACUCGGGCCGGGACGUCAUCGAAGUGGCCCAGCUCAACGGGCACCACCGCAAGACCCUCAUCUCGGGCAUGAUCGACGAGCCCUAUGCCAUCGUGGUUGACCCCCCGAGAGGUAAAAUGUACUGGGCUGACCGGGGCAACCACCCCAAGAUUGAGACAGCAGCCAUGGACGGCACCAUGAGGGAGACACUUGUGCACGAGAAUAUCCAGUGGCCCACGGGUCUUGCCGUGGACUACUUUAAUGAGCGACUGUACUGGGCGGAUGCCAAGCUCUCAGUGAUUGGCAGUGUGCGACUCAAUGGCAGUGACCCUGUCAUUGCCGUCUCCAGCAUCAAGAACAUGCUCCACCAUCCGUUCAGCAUUGAUGUCUUUGAGGACUACAUCUACGGGGUGACCUACAUCAAUAACCUCGUCUUCCGCGUCAACAAGUUUGGCAAAGGCCCCGUAGAGCACCUGACCACCAGCAUGAACCACGCCACCGACAUCGCACUGUACCAUCGCUACAAGCAGCCGGAGAUGCCGAACCCAUGUGACAGGAAGAAGUGUGAGUGGCUGUGCCUGCUGAGCCCCAGCGGCCCGGUGUGCACCUGCCCCAACGGACGCGUGCUGCACAACUCCACCUGCGUGGAGAUGCCCACACCCACGCUAUCUCCUGUUGCUCCUCCCAGUGGACCAUGUAAUGUGCAGUGUCAGAACGGAGGCAGCUGCUUCCUGAAUGCCCGCAAGCAGCCCAAGUGCCGCUGCCAGCCCAACUACGGAGGAGAGCGCUGUGAGAUCGACCAGUGCAGAGACUACUGCCAGAACGGAGGCACAUGCACCGCCUCACCCACAGGUUCCCCCACCUGUCGAUGUCCCACAGGCUUCACCGGCCCCAGCUGCAACCUGCGCACCUGCCAGGACUACUGCCAGAACGGCGGCAACUGCACUGUUAACCGCGGCAACCAGCCUGUGUGCCGCUGCCCCAGCGACUUCCUGGGAGACCAAUGCCAGUACCGUCAGUGCGAUGGCUUUUGCGAUCAUGACGGUAUGUGUUUGGAGUCACGGGAUAGCUCUCGUCAUUGCCGCUGCCCUCCGCGUUACCUGGGCAACAUCUGCGAGGUCGACAAGUGCCACUACUGCCGCGAUGGGAAGUGUAUCCCCAAGAACUCCUACCAGCCCCACGGAGACGUCACAUGCAGUUGCACCAAUGGAAGGACUCAGCCCAGCUGCUAUACUUGUGAUGAAUACUGUGCUAAUGGUCAAUGCACCUUCAACCCACAUACACAGCUGCCAGAGUGCAAGUGCUCCUCUGGUUGGGAGGGUCAUCGCUGUGAGGCGCCCACUUCUAAUGUGAAUGCUGAGACUGGAGGCCGCACAGCCUCUAUAGUGAUUCCAGUGAUAUUAUUGUUGCUGCUGUUGUUGGUUGCGGGUGGAGCGGCAUUCUGGUACAGGAAGAGAAUGAGUGGGGCUAAAGGCUUCCAGCACCAGAGGAUGACCAACGGAGCCAUGAACGUUGAGAUUGGGAACCCAGCGUACAAGAUCUACGAGGGCGAGCCGGACGACGAUGUCGGAGAGCUGCUGGACUCUGACUUCACAUUAGACCCAGACAAGCCCACUAACUUCACCAACCCUGUGUAUGCCACCCUGUACAUGGGCGCGCAUAACAGCAGAAACUCGCUGGCCAGCACAGACGAGAAGAAGGAGCUUCUGUCGCGGGGGGAUGAGGAGCCCCUGGUGGACCCACUGACAUAGACUGUCCAUUGGACCAGGCCGUACCAUUCAGAGAAACACCCCCCUAUUGCCUUUUAAAGAAAGAAGAGAAUACGAGAGGAAGAAAAUCAACGGAAAAAAAUUGUGAACACUGUAUAAAAUGUACAAAAUGAAGGACUACUUUUGUAUGUGAUUGCAGUAUUAUAUUUUGUUCUUUUACAAUUCUUCAACGUGAAACGAACAAGGAAAAAACAUUUUCUAUGAGAUUUCUUUUUCUUUAUUUUGGUCCCCUACCUUACACCUUAAUAGCCACUACCUCUGUGCAAAAUGGAACCGAAAAAUUAGAAAAAAAAAUUACAUCGGAACAAUUUUAAUUUUUUAUUUUUGUAUGACGUGUAUAGACAAAAAGAAAUUACACCGUUCCAUUUCAAUAGUGCCAACUCUGUUUUCUGUGUGAGUUAGUAGAAGAGGGUACACUCUGUCUUUAGCUCGCAGUCAGGAGCAAUCUUGUCUUGAAAACAGUAUUUUAUCUUCCACCUGUCGUUAGGGCCAACCGUGGUGAGUUCAUGUACAGCACAUAAUAAAUGUCAGUUCCUGAUACGGGACUGAAUUAGUUCCCUUUUAAUUUCAUAGAAGUAUAUGUUUAAAAAUGAUUGUGUUCUCCUCCUUGCACAGACUUUGUUUUAUUUUGUUGUUUUUUCUUUCUUUUCGGUGUAGGUUAUAUGCCGUAAAAAUAGAUGUAAGCAGGAAAGUAUACACAUUUCUUUUAUCAUAGCUUGAAUGUCCUAGAGGCUUACAGUGACAUGAUCGUAAUGUAGUCAGGAGUUGUGUCGAAGCAAAUGGGAUUACGAGUGAAUGGGUGAAGGAACGUGUCAGUAUGUGGAACGUCGAGAGGGCAAACUGCGGUGCAGUGAAUAGAAGCCCCUUCUGUGUCCGGCUGGAGUCUCCCGAGGCCAGCGGCUUUGGCGGAAGGGACAGCGCCACACGGUGGUGAGGAUGUGGAUGUGUGCUCGCUCAGUUACGCGCAUUAGUGCAACUUCAGAGGGAGGACCACAGCAGAGGGGUCCGGGGGAGGAGAGGCGGUUUCGUCGUUUUGUUUUAUUUCUUCAAGUUCAAUGUGUGUCCGUGCUGCGUUCGGCUCUGCUUUGGUUUCUCUGUAAAGUCCAGUGAUGAUACAUGCGUGUUCUCCACUUAAACAUGAGCUGUACAAUGUCUCUUUUUUAUAGUAACAGAUUUGUUCGUUCUCUGCGCUAGCAGUGUUUUCUACAACAGGUCAGAGUAAACUGCACAUUUUCCAUCAUGUAGAUGGUUCAAGUAGCCUUUCUUUGUUUUCCCUUUUAUUGUUGUUGUCGCUCUUCGCCUAAGAGCUAAUGCCGUUAUUCACUCAUUUUUUGAUUCCUGCUUUAGCUCAGCUGCUGGUCUGAGACGCUGCUUCUGUUGGAAGGUGAUCAGCCAUAUUUUAAUGCAUGUUCAAUACAAACAAACAAAUAAGCAAACAUACUGUAUGUAGAAUAACAAAUCUUUUUAACCUACUUGUCCCGCAGUCAAGCAAGGAUGCUUCUUCAGUUCAGCUCUGGCUUCUGUUUUUUGUUUUGUUAUCAAUUCAGAAAAAAAUGAGUACAAUCAUGUUACUUUAAGAUAUGUGCAAAAUUGUACAUGCAUUUUCUUUAAGGUUUUGAUCAGAUUUUGUUCAGUUUUAAUGAAAAGUACACAUAGCUUUUAUAGUACAGAAUGCAUGGAGGCUCAAACUUUCUUCUGGAAAGAGAAUAAUGUUUUAAUUUUUUGCUGGAGUACUUUACAAACUAAAUAACAGAUAUUGUUAUAAAUAAAACGUUAAAAAUC
This is a messenger RNA of Sardina pilchardus (European sardine), 15893 nucleotides long. RefSeq names its product low-density lipoprotein receptor-related protein 1-like. Gene Ontology annotation, molecular function: protein binding; calcium ion binding; low-density lipoprotein particle receptor activity. The record is from RefSeq and is a predicted model, not a curated record. NCBI's taxonomy places the organism in Eukaryota, Metazoa, Chordata, Actinopteri, Clupeiformes, Clupeidae. Gene Ontology annotation, cellular component: plasma membrane; signaling receptor complex. The transcript has 89 exons. Bases 435 to 14093 code for a protein of 4552 amino acids.